GCUUUGAGUCUUUUUCGUAGUUGAGAGAUAUGCCCUUAAAUCUACGUUCAGAAAAGACACCGUUAGUGAAAUCGUGUAUUGUUCGCAAGUGAAAAGAGGGGAGUGAGAUUGUUCAACCCGCAUUAGGGCUACAAUGGACCUGCAUCAAUGCUGAUUGGACGGAUACUCAACUAGGAUGUCGAAACAACCUAAUGUGGGCCAGAUGUGUUGGAGUGUGUCGCAGCCAAGCUAACUAUGUUUUACAAGGAAAGGAAGACAUAGAAGAUCAAGAAGAUCACUGAGGAUGGAAGACGGGGACACCAGCAGUCUGAAGAACAAUAAAAAGAUGGAUGCCAAUACAAUUUGGCAGUGGCGUAUUACACAUGUAAAGAAGUACUCAAGGAAUCCAGAACCAUUCCAUUACAGCAGAAAAAUGGGAUUAGAUUUUAAUGUUGGAUCCAACACACACAAGAAAUUGGAUUUACAUUCAUUAACAAAUGGUGUCAUACUGGAGGUCUGUGACCUUGCGAAAAUGGUUCGCAAAAGUAAAUGGCAUUUUAUCACAAAUAUUCUGGAGAACAAUUUUGAUCUUGGAUUGAAAAGUGAGCAACAGCGGAUUGAGUUUACUUCUCAAAUUCUGCACAAAGUCAGAGACUUGAUCCGAAAUCCUCCUGAAGAUAAACAUGAAGCUUUUACUCUCUUUGACACGUCAUCUGAGCCAGAAUGUAGCAGCAACAGCAAAAGUGGGCCUAACAUGGGAUCUACAGAAUAUAAGACUGACUGGUUCUUGGUGGACAUGGAUGGUAUGGAUGAAAGUGAACAUGAAGAUAAAUUGAAGUGUUCACGAGCACCAUCUAAAGACUAUAUGAAGAUGGAAGAGAUGGAUGGACCACAUGCUGAUGACAGUGAUAAUGUUGAUGAAUUAGAGUAUUCAGAGCCUCAGUCAACAGACGAACCGAAAGAGGAUGUUGUUCCUCCCUCGUUCCCUUGUUGUGCAGAAAUUGGUUUGAGCCUUGAUGUUUGGUCAAAACAAAGUCUAGAUCCAGGUUUACUGACAAAGGGCAUGAUGUUAGAACUAGUACAGUUCACUAGAGCACUGACUGCAUCCUACAGAUCUAUUGUUCUUAGUGUGUUGGAGCAUAAUUUUGAACUUGAUUUUAAAAAUCAACAGGAAAAAAAUCAAGUUUGGUUCAAGGUAUUAGACAUACUGAAAAGGAGAGAGCGACUUAUCACUGAUUUUAAAAGUGAGCCAUUUUCCUUUCAGACAAAUUUCCUUGAAAAAGGAUCCCCUUUGCCCAGUGUGGGAACGUCACUAUAUCACUUUGAAGUCAGCAAAAGAAGGCACUCUGAUUUAAGACGUAAACAGGAAAAAAGAGCUCUUUCAACAACUAGAGAACAUGUCACCAAACGGUGCAGAACAGAACAGGCUGAACAGGAAGAGGCAAACACACUGUCUCAUCACACUGAUUUGUGGACCAGUCAAACAUUGGAGGAUAAUCACGGCUACAUGUGUCCUUUAGACUCAGACGAAGUCACAGAUUCAGAAAAUUAUGAAAAUGGAGAUGAACCUUUCCUCACCACCACUGACGGGUCCUCCAGUUUACCAUUUGCAAGUCAGCCUGAUGAAAGAGGACAGUGUGGAGAUGAGGAGAAGACAAAGAUUCCAAGAAAUGUGCCAUACAAAUGUGACAUGGAAGAAGAGGAAAUGGAAACGGCGAGCAACAUGUGGAAGUUGCGUGCAAAUCGUGUAAAACAAAUCCUUUCCUUACUAGAAAAAGAGUAUUGUGCAUUCUUCUGGUCAAAGAAAGCUGGCAUAGAAUUUGAUGUUGGAUUUGGCCCAAAGCAAAACUUCAGUGUUGACUGUUUGACUAAUACUGUUCUGCUUGAAGUUGCCAAAUUAGCCUUAGCAAUUAAUUCAUCCCAGCAGGAUUUCAUCAUGGAGAUUAUUGAGUACAACUUUGACUUCGGCCUGUGGAGCGAACACCAUAGGAAAACAUUUGCAUGUGAAGUUAUGAAUAGAGUAAGACAGCUUAGAAAUAGUGAUGAUGCAGUCAAACAUUCAAAAGAGGUUUUUGAACUUCCUGAUCUUAUGUCAUCAGUUAACAUGGCCAGUCAGAGCAUGGGUAGUGUCAACCCUGAAGUCAGCAGCAUAUCAAGAACAGCUGAGUGUAAUGCUGCUCCCAUGUGUCCUCCUGAUUCUCACACUGAAACUAAAGAACACAGGGUGGACAUCUAUCCCUUCUGCAAAGACAUUGGUCUGAAGCUAAAUGUAAUCGGCAGUCAGCCACAUAAAAAACUUGAGAUCAACAAAUUGACCAAUGGGGCAAUGACUGAAGUGACAAACUUUGCAGAAAAGUUGUGUGGAACAUUUGAUCAGAUUUGUAUUGACAUCCUCAGACACAACUUUGAUCUUGAUUGGCAAAAUGGAGAUUCUGACCAUGCCAAAACUAUUCUUGCUCGAAUUCCUGUUAUAUUGGAUCACAAAAAUCUAUCAAAUCUAACAGGGUCUAAGAAGUUAAAGAACACAAUAAAAGAUUUGUCAGUGAUGGUGAUGGAUUGCCAGAACAACCAAAAUUUAGAUACAUGUAGUACUGGCUCUUCCCAGGCUCCAAUCAUAGACCAAAAUGUAGGGAGUUCCACUGACACUGAACAAGAUAAUGAGCUCGAUUUAUUGUUGUGGAAAUUGCGGGCUGAUCAAAUUCAACAGAUCCUCUCAGUUCCUCAUGUAGAACAUUGCCCACUUUAUUCUUACUCCAGAUGCAAGAAAUUGGGCAUUGAUUUCAAUGUGGGAUCUGGAGUGAAACAAAAUCUUGAUCCAAAAUUACUGACCAAUGGUAUCAUGGUUGAAGUAAGCACUCUUGCUACAGCACUGCAAUCAGCCCAAAAGCAUUUCAUCACAGAGAUUCUGGAGUACAAUUUUCAUCUGACUUUUAACAAUGAGAUCUGCCGCAGUGUCUUUGCACAGCAAGUUGUGGAAAAAAUGACAACAACGGCUUUUAAAUCUAACAAACCCAGAUUGCUGAAAAUGCCUUUUGAGCUUCCUGACUCAAGAUUCAUCAAUGAAUCUACUUAUCCGAAAAAUAAAUUUUGCCCCAAAUGUUAUGAAGACAGAAAUUAUAAACUUUGUCAGGAUCAAGCUAAUCCUGUGAAUGUACUUCAUCCCCGUCCACAUGCCAUGACUGACAUAGUCUUUGCAGAAGCAGACUGCACUGACCAAACAUCUACAAAGGAUCUGUCCUCUCUUUUCCAAGCAGCAGAGGAAACAAUAAUGGACAGGUACCCUCACUGCAAGAGAAUAGGUUUAAGCCUAUGUGUGGACAAAGACAAACCAAGGGAUAAACUUAAUAUCCGUGUAUUGACAUGCAAGAUUAUGAGGGAAGUGGCUAGUUUUGCCAAAAGAUUGUGUGGAACAAAAAAUAAGCUAAUUAAUGAUUUCCUUGGACACAACUUUAACAUUGGCAUUCUGAACCGGGAUAUAAAUCUUGUAUUGCUGUUCCAAAGAGUGAUGGGACUAAAUAACAAAGGGCCCAAAUGGUUCAGUGACAUUUUGGUUACUGAACCAUGUCCUCACAGAGAUCCUAGAAAUGUGAGUAAACAGAAACAGAUAUCAGCCAUGCAGAAAAAUGAAAGGAAGGAAACAAUCAGAAAAAGACAAUUGGCACUGCAAACAAAGAAGGAAGAAGCCACACUGAUGAAGAGUGAAUAUAUGGAAGCCGCAAAAAUAAGGAAUGAUAAGCAGAGUUGUGGAGACCGCUAUCCCAUUUGCAAAAGGCUGGGUCUAGCCCUAGACUUGCAAAAUCCAACAAGUUCUGACAUCCAUAGUGAAUCAGAAUCAAGCUGUCUGGGUACACAUGAACCUUUCCUCACUUCCACUGAUGGUUCAUCUAGUUUACCAAUCGUGAUCUCAAAUGUGAACCCAACAUUUGCAAGUCAGCUUGAUGAAAGAGGACUGUGUGGAGAUGAAGAGAAGACCGAUAUUCCAAGAAAUGUGCCAUACAAAUGUGACAUGGAAGAAGAGGAAAUGGAAACAGCGAGCAAUAUGUGGAAGCUGCGUGCAAAUCGUGUAAAACAAAUCCUUUGCUCACUAGAAAAAGAGUACUGUGCAUUCGCCUGGUCCAAGAAAGCCGGCCUAGAGUUUGAUGUUGGAUUUGGCCCAAAACAAAUCUUCAGUGUUGACUCUUUGUCUAAUUCUAUUCUGCUUGAAAUUGCUAAAUUUGCCUUAGCAAUGAAUUCAUCCCAGCAGGAUUUCAUCAUGGAGAUUCUUGAGUACAACUUUGACUUUGGCCUUUGGAGCGAACACCAUAGAAAACCUUUGCAUGUGAAGUUAUGAAUAGAGUAAGACAGCUAAAAAAUAGUGAAGAUGCAGUCAAACUUUCAAAAGAGGUUUUUGAACUUCCCGGCGUUGUAUCAUCGGUUAACAUGGCCAGUCAGAGCAUGGGCAGCGUCAACCCUGAAGUCAGCAGCAUAUCGAGAACAACAGAGUGUGAUGUUGGACCCAUGUGUCCUCCUGAUUUACAAGCUGAAAACAAAGAACACAGGGUGGACAUCUAUCCCUUCUGCAAAGACAUUGAUCUGAAGCUAAAUGUAAUCGGCAGUCAGCCACAUAAAAAACUUGAGAUCAACAAAUUGACCAAUGGGGCAAUGACUGAAUUGAAAAACUUUGCAGAAAAGUUGUGUGCAACAUUUGAUCAGAUUUGUCUUGACAUCCUCAGACACAACUUUGAUUUUGAUUGGCAAAAUGGAGACUCUGACUUUGCUAAAACCAUUGUCGCACGAAUUCCUGUUAUAUUGGAACAAAGAAAUCUAACAAAUGUAACAGGCUUCAAUAAAAUAAAGCCAAUAAAGCACAAAGAAUUCUUAAUGAUGGUGAUGGAUUGCCAGAACAACCCAAAUUUAGAUACAUGUAGUACUGGCUCUUCCCAGACUCCCAUCAUAGACCAACAUGUAGGGAGUUCCAUUGACACUGAACAAGAAAAUGAGCUUGAUUUAUUGUUGUGGAAAUUGCGGGCUAAUCAAAUUCAACAGAUCUUCUCAGUGCCUCAUGUAGAACAUUGCCCACUUUAUUCUUAUUCCAGAUGCAAAAAAUUGGGCAUUGAUUUCAAUGUGGCAUCUGGAGUAAAACUAAAUCUUGAUCCAAAAUUACUGACCAAUGGCAUCAUGGUUGAAAUGAGCACUUUUACAGCAGCACUGCAAUCAGCCCAAAGUGAUUUCAUCACAGAGAUACUGGAUUACAAUUUUCAUCUGAAUUUGAACAAUGAGGUGUGUCACAACGUCUUUGCACAGCGAGUUUCGGAAAAAGUUAAUAAUUAUCAAUUCAAAUCUAACAAACCCAGAUACCGGAAAGAGCCUUUUAAGCUCCCUGACUCAAGAGGCAUAGAUGAAUCUACUUAUCCAAAAUUAAAAUAUUGCCCCAAAUGUUAUCAAGACAGAAAUGAUAAACUUUGUCGUGAUGAAUCUGACCCUGACCCCUUGCUACAUCCUCAUCCACAUGCCAUGACUGACACAGUCUCUCCAGAAGUAAACUGCACAGCUCAGAAGCCUACAAAGGAUCUGUCCUCUGCUUUCCAAGCAGCAGAGGAGACAAUAAUGGACAGUUACCGGCUCUGCAAGAAAAUAGGUCUAAGCCUAUGUGUUGACAAAGACAAACCAAAAGAUAAACUUGACCCCCGUGUAUUGACAAAUGGUAUUAUGAGGGAAGUGGCUAGUUUUGCCAAAAGGUUGUGUGGAACAAAACAUAAGCUCAUUAAUGAUGUUCUUGAACACAACUUCAACCUUGGCAUGCAGAACCAAGAUAUAAAUCUCUCACUGCUGUUCUACAGAAUGGCGACACUGUAUGGUGGAGGGCCCACCUGGUUCAGAGAAGUUUUUGUUAUUCAGGCUUGUACUCCGAGAGAGCUUAGAGAUGUGAGAAAAGUGAAAGAGGCAACUGCCACACGAAAUGAAAGGAAGGAAACAAUCAGACAAAGACAGUUGGCACUGCAAACAAAGAAGGAAGAAGCCACACUACCGAGUGAUAACAUGGGUGCUGUAAAAUCAAGGAGAGAUAGGCAGAGUAGUGGAGACUGUUAUCCCAUUUGCACAGAGAUGGAUCUGGACCUAGAUGUGACAUCAAAAUCAGGAGACAAGGAAAAACUGGACUUAAAGCUGUUGACUAGAGCUGUAGUGAUGGAGAUCUGUAGAUUUCUAGGUAAGAAAGCAGGACACUAUUUCCCAGGCGCACUGUUUGACAUCCUUGACUAUAACUUUGAUCUAAGCUCACAACAUUACAGGCGGUGGGAAUUUUCCAUAGCAACUGCAUCCAAAGUCAAAACCAUGGUCAAACAAUACCGGUACAAUUUGCACAGAACAAAUGAGGUAUUCAAAUUACCAUUUGUGUUUGAACGCAAAGAAUCAAAAAGAUUGGUACAAAAGAGACAAAAUAAGAAAAGGCCUAAAUCAUCUUUGAAAACAACAAAAACGAAUGAAGGAUGUAGAGCUGUUCAGCCAUUGAGAAACCUUUCAGAUGUCAAUCAUGCCCAUCUUGAUGUUGAAACUGACAAGGAUCUUUGGUUUGAAGAGGAGGACACAAAGUCUCAAACCGAUCCUGGGACAAUAAUGCAGAUGACAGGGAGUCCUGUGAGUGGAGAUUGUGACAGUCGUUUCCAGGGAAACAUACAGAUCAAAGAGGAGGAAGAUGAUUCACAUUAUGGUGAUAUGAAACCAGAACCAGUCACUGAGGAAAUAGAUAAACCUGCAGGAUCCUUUGGAUAUACUUUAACCAUAUGUCCAAACUCUGGAGGCCAUAUAAAAACAGAAUCAGAAACAGAGGAUGCCCAGUGUUAUAACCUGGCUGAACCACAAGUAUCUGAAGGAUAUGCCAGGCACUAUGUAGGUACAAAGACUGAGAGCAGUGUGAAAACAGAAUCAGACAGUGAGGAUGUCAAGUAUGAAAUCCCAGUCGAAGCAGCAGGAUCAUCAUACUCCAUGGUAACCAUAUGUCAGGACACUGAGAGUACAUUGAUCAAACAGGAGCAAGAAAAUCGGUCAGUCUUCAUUAUGGAGAUGUUUCAAACACAAAGUGAAGUGGAAAUCAAACAGGAACAAGAUUCUUAAUAGUCUAAAUGAUGGUUCACACAAGAGACAGGUGUUUCACACUCAUAAAUGGUUUAGCAAUAAAGAGUACAAUUUGAAUGGAGUUCUCAUUUGCUGUGAAAAUACAUUUCUUUUAAAGGGGAAUGCAUUUGAAGAAUUAAUUUAAAGCUAAAUGAUGGUUCACACAAGAGACAAGUGUCUUACAUUAAAUGGAUAAGAGCGAAUUAGUAACAAUGAUUCCUGUUUAAAUUGUGUUGAACAAAGAUGAAUAGGGUUGACUAAAAGCUUUCAAAACAACUCAUAACGGCUUCUUAUUCUUUUUGUUUUUAGGAUAAUGUUACACUGAACUUUUCUUUGUAGAUAUAAGAUUAUUGUAAUUUAGCCUUUGGAGGCAUUCUGGUCUGUUUUUAAGUGGUUGUUUGUGUUUUCAAUUGUUUUUCCAGUUUGUUUAUUAGUGCCUUUUUUGACCUUCAUUGUCAUGUAUAUGCUAUUUUUUUAUGUUGUUGUUUUUUUUGUUUUUUUUUUUCUAAAAGGAAUAGCUGCUUACUGAAAAUAAAAAAUGAAAGAUGUUGGGAACUACAAAGAA
Seriola aureovittata is the source of this 7636-nucleotide messenger RNA. RefSeq lists its product as uncharacterized. The coding region runs from base 284 to 4309 and encodes 1341 amino acids. The record is from RefSeq and is a predicted model, not a curated record. The transcript is spliced from 3 exons. Lineage: Eukaryota; Metazoa; Chordata; Actinopteri; Carangiformes; Carangidae.